GCUCAUUCCACACUUCGUCAAACCAACUCGAUCGAUCGAUCGUCGAGCAAAGCAGCUAGUCUACCUAGCUAGCCUAGUACCAUCGUUUGCGAGUGUGAGCUACUAGCUGCAGAGUGAUCGGAACGUUGUUUGAGUAGGUAUAAAAUGGCGCGGCGACAGUUGAUCAGCGGCGGCCUCGCGGUCGUCGCGGUGGUCGCCGUGCUGUCGUCGGUGCUGAUCUGCUCGGCGCACCCGGUGCCGGGCGGACACGGUGGCGGGUUCCCGCCGGCGCUGCUGCUGCAGCCGCACUUCUACGACCACGCGUGCCCGCAGAUGCAGGCCAUCGUGGGCUCCAUCGUGGCGAAGGCGCACGCGGAGGACCCGCGCAUGGCGGCGUCCCUGCUCCGGAUGCACUUCCACGACUGCUUCGUGCAGGGCUGCGACGCCUCCGUGCUGCUCGACGCCGACGGCAGCGGCAGGUUCGUCACCGAGAAGCGCUCCAACCCCAACAAGGACUCCCUCCGCGGCUUCGAGGUCAUCGACGAGAUCAAGGCCGCGCUGGAGCACGCCUGCCCGCACACCGUCUCCUGCGCCGACAUCGUCGCCGUCGCCGCCAGGGACUCCGUCGUCCUGACCGGCGGACCUGGCUGGGAGGUGCCACUGGGGAGGAGGGACUCACUGACGGCGAGCCUGAGCGGCUCGAACAACCUCAUCCCUGCGCCCAACGACUCGCUCCCCACCAUCAUCGUCAAGUUCGCCAACCAGGGCCUCGACGUCGUCGACCUCGUGGCGCUCUCAGGAGGGCACACCAUCGGCGACUCGCGGUGCGUGAGCUUCCGGCAGCGGCUGUACGGGCAGAACAACAACGGGCAGGUGGACCGGACGCUGAACCCGGCGUACGCGGCUGAGCUGCGGGGGCGGUGCCCGCGGUCCGGCGGCGACCAGAACCUGUUCGCGCUGGACCAGGCGACGCAGUUCCGGUUCGACAACCUGUACUACCACAACAUCCUGGCCAUGAACGGGCUGCUCAGCUCCGACGAGAUCCUGCUCACGCAGAGCCGCGAGACCAUGGAGCUCGUCCACCGCUACGCCGCCGACCAGGGCCUCUUCUUCGACCACUUCGCCAAGUCCAUGGUCAAGAUGGGCAACAUCUCGCCGCUCACCGGAACCGCCGGCGAGAUCAGGCACAACUGCAGGAGGGUCAACCACUUCUAAUUCUAAGGAGGAUGCAUAUAUAUAUGAUGACCUGCGCCUGCUGCUUGGUUGGCCACAUAUCUGUGGUGCUUUAUGCUUUGAUGAUUUCAUUCUGGGUGCGUGCUUCGUGUUUCAUACUUGGGUUUUAAGUGUGCAGUAGUCGUAAAUGAUUGAAAUUUCUGUUUGAGUUUGGUGCCGUUCAAUCUUAAGUUGAUUUUUCACUCAUGUAAUUUGCAAUUCGUGUACGAAGAAAUGAUCCAAUAAAAUUCAGCGUUUGUGUCA
Messenger RNA from Sorghum bicolor (sorghum), 1455 nucleotides. RefSeq names its product peroxidase 72. NCBI's taxonomy places the organism in Eukaryota, Viridiplantae, Streptophyta, Magnoliopsida, Poales, Poaceae. Gene Ontology annotation, molecular function: heme binding; peroxidase activity. Gene Ontology annotation, biological process: hydrogen peroxide catabolic process; response to oxidative stress. The coding region runs from base 145 to 1194 and encodes 349 amino acids. The record is from RefSeq and is a predicted model, not a curated record. The transcript is spliced from 2 exons.